Coregonus clupeaformis (lake whitefish) is the source of this 1929-nucleotide messenger RNA. It is a transcript of the gene anapc7, whose product is annotated as anaphase promoting complex subunit 7. The record is from RefSeq and is a predicted model, not a curated record. NCBI's taxonomy places the organism in Eukaryota, Metazoa, Chordata, Actinopteri, Salmoniformes, Salmonidae. The transcript is spliced from 11 exons. Gene Ontology annotation, biological process: cell division. The coding region runs from base 111 to 1808 and encodes 565 amino acids. Gene Ontology annotation, molecular function: protein binding.
CCAUAUUUAAUACAUCGCAGUUUGUGAUGAUAGCUAGCAAGUUAACUGACUAUUUGCAAUCAUAUAACUUUUGAUUUUGAUCUCAAAGCAAGCCAUCAAAAUACAUCGAAAUGAACGUCAUAGAUCAUGUACGGGAUAUGGCCGCUGCGGGACUACACUCAAACGUUCGGAUAAUGAGUAGCUUACUGCUGACAAUGAGCAAUAACAAUCCAGAGCUGUUCUCACCAUCCCAGAAGUACCAGUUGCUGGUUUACCAUGCAGAUGCAAUCUUCCAUGACAAGGAGUACCGUAAUGCUGCUUGCAAGUACAACAUGGCACUGCAGCAGAAGAAAGUGCUCAGCAAAACUUCCAAAGUGCGCCCAUCUACCGGGGGAACUGCAUCCUCCAUGCAGUCACAGAGUUUGCCCUCAGAGAUUGAGGUAAAGUAUAAGAUUGCAGAGUGCUACACCAUCCUAAAGCUGGAUAAGGAUGCCAUUGCAGUGCUUGAUGGGAUUCCAUCUAGACAGAGAACCCCAAAGAUCAACAUGAUGCUGGCAAAUCUGUACAGGAAGGCUGGGCAGGAACGCUCUGCUGUCACAAGCUACAAAGAGGUCCUGAGACAGUGUCCUCUGGCACUGGAUGCCAUCAUUGGUCUCCUGUCUCUGUCAGUGAAGGGAGCUGAGGUGGCGUCCAUGACUAUGGAUGUGAUCCAGAGUAUUCCCAACCUGGACUGGCUCUCUGCAUGGAUCAAAGCCUAUGCCUUCAUACAUGCAGGGGACAACCACAGAGCAAUCAACACCAUCUGCUCUCUGGAGAAGAAGUCUUUACUGCGGGACAAUGUGGACCUGCUGGUGAGCCUGGCAGAUGUCUACUUCAGGGCAGGCGACACAAAGAACUCCAUCCUGAAGUUUGAGCAGGCCCAAAUGCUGGACCCUUAUCUGAUCAAAGGCAUGGAUGUAUAUGGCUACCUUAUGGCACGUGAGGGGCACCUGGAGGAUGUUGAGGUCCUGGGAGGAAGACUUUUCAACAUCUCAGAUCAGCAUGCAGAGCCCUGGGUCAUAUCUGGAUGUCACAGCUUCUACAGUAAGCGUUACUCCCGGGCCCUCUACCUGGGUGCAAAGGCCAUCCAGCUGAACAGCAACAGUGUGCAGGCCCUCCUCCUGAAGGGGGCAGCACUGAGGAACAUGGGCCGAGUGCAGGAGGCCAUCAUCCACUUCAGAGAGGCCAUGCGCUUGGCGCCAUGCCGUCUGGACUGCUACGAAGGUCUGAUUGACUGUUACCUGGCAUCCAAUGGAAUCCGAGAGGCGAUGGGGAUGGCCAAUAACAUCUAUAAGACCCUGGGAGCGAAUGCCCAGACUCUGACAAUCCUGGCCACAGUCUGCCUGGAGGAUCCUGUGACGCAGGAGAAGGCCAAAACCCUGCUGGACAAGGCGCUAGCCCAGAGGCCUGACUACACCAAGGCUGUGGUCAAGAAGGCAGAGCUGCUAAGUCGGGAACAGAAAUAUGAGGAAGGGAUUGCUCUUCUCCGGAAUGCCUUAGCCAAUCAGAGUGACUGUGUGCUGCACAGAAUGCUGGGGGAUUUCCUUGUGGCGGUCAAUGAUUAUCAAGAGGCAAUGGAUCAAUACAGCAUAGCACUUAGCCUGGACCCAAAUGACCAGAAGUCUCUGGAAGGAAUGCAGAAGAUGGAGAAGGAGGAGAGCCCUGCUGAUGCCACUGUGGAGCUGGAUGGGGAUGACAUGGAGGGCAGCGGGGAGGAUGGAGACCUGGAAGGCAGUGACAGUGAGGCAGCCCAGUGGGCAGACCAGGAGCAGUGGUUUGGCAUGCAGUGACUCGGGCCCACUGCAGCGAUCCCAGGGAGGCAGGGGGAAUAAACCACACAUUUUUACAUUUUAGUAAUUUAGCAGACGCUCUUAUCCAGAGCGAAUUACAGUUAGUGAGUGCAUACAUUAU